This is a messenger RNA of Solea solea (common sole), 5566 nucleotides long. RefSeq names its product peroxisome proliferator-activated receptor gamma, coactivator 1 alpha (gene ppargc1a). NCBI's taxonomy places the organism in Eukaryota, Metazoa, Chordata, Actinopteri, Pleuronectiformes, Soleidae. Gene Ontology annotation, molecular function: RNA binding; transcription factor binding. The record is from RefSeq and is a predicted model, not a curated record. Bases 212 to 4066 code for a protein of 1284 amino acids. The transcript has 13 exons. Gene Ontology annotation, biological process: positive regulation of transcription by RNA polymerase II. Gene Ontology annotation, cellular component: nucleus.
AGCAGGGAAGCGGCAGCCAGCCGCCACUGUUCGUUUGAUAUCAUCCACGGUACCGGGCGGAGAGGAAGAAGAAGAGCCGGGGAGGAGAAGAGACGCUCGUCGAGGGAAGAGUUGAGGAAAGACAGCAGUCUACUGUGUGUACCGUGACAAGUCCGAGACAAGACUUCUCCACCCGACACGCGUGGCACUGUCACACACAGACACACACGCCAUGGACGGUUGUGCCAGGACCGAAGACGAGCUGUUCUCCUCCUGCCUUCUGAACCUCACCUGGGAGAAUUGCUACGAACAGUGCGCUGCCUUGGUUGGUGAAGACCAGCCCCUCUGCCCAGACCUCCCUGAACUGGACCUCUCAGAGCUGGAUGUCAGUGACUUAGAUGCAGACAGCUUCCUGGGCGGCCUCAAAUGGUACAGUGACCAAUCAGAGAUCAUUUCCACCCAGUAUGGCAAUGAGGCGUCCAAUCUUUUUGAGAAGAUAGAUGAAGAAAAUGAGGCCAACUUGCUGGCAGUGCUUACAGAGACCCUGGACAGCAUCCCGGUGGAUGAGGACGGAUUGCCUUCAUUUGAGGCCCUGGCAGAUGGGGACGUGACCAAUGCCAGUGACCGGAGCUGUCCCUCCUCCCCUGACGGCUCACCACGCACCCCAGAGCCUGAGGAGCCUUCUCUGCUGAAGAAGCUCCUUCUGGCUCCCGCAAACUCCCAGCUCAGCUAUAAUCAAUACACAGGUGGCAAGGCACAGAACCAUGCAGCCAGCAGCAACCACCGGAUCAGACCACCACCUGCCGUCGUCAAGACGGAGAGCCCCUGGAAUGGCAAAGCAAGAGGGGGUUCCGGCUUACAGAACCGCCCGGUGAGGCGGCCUUGCACUGAGCUGCUGAAAUACCUAACGGCCACCGAUGACAUCCUGCUCCACACCAAAGCCAGUGACGCCAAGAGCACGUGGGGUGGUGCCAGUGGCAGAGACAAGAGUGGCCUGGGUCUCGGCGCCUCUUCCUCCUCCUCUUCGCCGUCCUCGUCCUCCACCUCCUCAUUUUCCUCCCUCUCCUCCACCUCCUCAUCUUCCUCCACCGCCUCCAAGAAGAAGUCAGCUGUGUCGUCUCAACAGCAGCAGCAGCAGCAGCAGCAGCCGCAUCACCAGCGAGGUGAGAGCCAGGCUGCAGGCAAGGGUAGUGUGGCUGGUGUUGGGGCUGGGAAGUGGCAGCAUUGCACUCACGAUGGCGGUAUUGAGGAGUCGGAAGGUGCUUCUAUCUCUGUCAGCCACAGAACCUCCACCUGCGGCCAUGCCUGCCCCAAACUGGAGCACGGGCUGCCCAGUGAAGAAGGAAGGCCGCCAGGCGAUGUGGCCCGCCUGGCCGCCGCUAGGUUUAUUAGGUAUAUGCAUUCUUAUUCCCUCCCUCCCAGAGAGGUGAGUCACAGCUGUGAGCAUUGCCGAGAGGCUGUGGGCGCCACUCAGGCUAGUAAGGGCUUUGGCAGACAAGGCCGUAGCAAGAAUAGUGGCGCUUGCCGUGCACCACGUAGGCACAUCAGAGUGACUAUUAAGAAAAGAGAUGAGAAGCCAGGGCACCCCUUACUUAGCCAGCUGCUCACCUCCAAACAGAGACCUGCUCAGUAUUUGGCCCACUAUUCACAACCUAAGAUCACUCCUUUGCCCCUCUCUCUGGGCAAAUUGACAGGUAAGCGGUACGAGACUAAAUCCCAGGCUGGUUCAAAGGUGGAGGUGGAAAAGUUCAGAGGUACCACUGAUCUUAAAAACUGUGGAGCAAAUCAGGCUAAGAAGGUGGACUUGGUGCCCAUGUUGUCACCUCUUGCCUUAGACUUGGAGAGCUGGGUUAGCCAGUCAGAUCCAGGGCUAGACAUUGGCUUUGGACUAGAACUGGAUUGGCCAAUCCAGGGGGGCAUUGGGGAGGAUGUUGACCAUGGUGAUGAUUACGAUGGUGUUGAUGGUGUUGAUGAUGAUGACCAUGUCAGGAACAGCCCCACAGCAGGGCUCUCACAGGGCCCAGCAAGCCCACUCUUCCCAGAUACUAGAAAUGCAGAGCCCACCCCUCCCUGCAUCAUACAAGGGCAAGGGAACCCACACAGGCAGGCGCUCAGCGAGCACCCAGACGACCAGGGCCACCCGUUGUUAGCCAAACCAACCACCUUGCCACUUCCUUUGACCCCAGAGUCUCCAAAUGACCACAAGGGAUCACCGUUUGAGAACAAAACCAUUGAACGCACAUUAAGUGUGGAGAUCGCUGGAACCCCAGGUCUGACACCACCUACCACGCCCCCACACAAAGCCAGUCAAGAGAAUCCUUUCAAAGCAUCGCUCAAAACCAAGUUGUCUUCAUGUUCCUCCUCGGCCUUGGCAUGCAAAAGAGCCAAGUUGACCGAGUUGGGCCCCAGCGCUCUGGCUCCGGCCUCAGGUGCCUCAGGCGGGGGCCCCAACAGGAAGGGUCCUGAACAGACUGAGCUUUAUGCCCAGCUGAGCAAAGCGUCCACCACCCUCCCUUACCCCGCCACCCAACGCACAGUGGCGGGCAGUCUUGAGGAGCAUCGCAGUACUAGCAACAAUAAGCGGGUGGCGCCCCGUGGCUACAGUGACCAUGAUUAUUGCCAAGCAUCAGCUAGGAAGGAUGGCGGCGCAGCCACUGUUACCACGGCUGCAGCAGCGGAAAUGACAGUCACCUCAGGUGCCACUGCUGCUCCCAUGCCUGCUACAUGCAUAGUGGAGGACAGUCAUGUGGAAUGUAAGGACUCAGCCAUGCCACCAUCCUCUUCAUCAUCUUCAUCUUCUCGCGCUCCAUCAUCAACUUCAUCUGGUCCUUUGGCUAAGCAGCAGAAUUUUGCCUCUGUGGAUGGAGAAGCAGUUCAGGUCCAGGGGAAGCAGACACUUACACAAACCACUGAGAUUCCCUCACAAGAGGCAUCUACUGACAGGGACCAACAUCACCCUUCUGCCAUCAGCCGGAAGCUCCUAUGCGACCAAGAAAUCAGAGCAGAACUCAACAAGCACUUUGGUUACCCCUUAAAAAACCUCUACAGUAAGGGUGGUCAGGAGAGAGAAGCAGACAGCAAAGCAAACAAGGCUGCAGCCCUUCAGUCUCCUGAGGAGCGAGUGGAUGACUUCUCCUCCAAGAGGCAGUCUGGCUCCAGCUACCUGCAUCCAGGGUUCCUGCCCUUUCACGAUGAGCUUGAGCUGGGUGAGGGCCGUGAGAGUCGUUUCCUCUACCCAUGGGAGGGCACUCCUCUGGACCUUCUUUUUGACUGCCCCCCCUGCUCCCCCUCCUGUUCCCCACCAUCCAGCUGCUCCCCUUCUCGAGGCUCUGUCUCCCCACCUUCCUCUCUCCUCCUCUUGCCUGGCAGGCCUUUCUACUGGACCAGUAGUGGGUCCCGCUCACGUUCUCGUUCCCACUCUGGCUCCCGAAGCUCCUCCUCACAUUACCGCAGGCGCUCCCUCUCCAGCUCACCGGACAGACGUCCCUCCUCCUGGUCUCGUCACAACACAGAUUCAAGCACUUUUCGUUCCCGGACUCACAAGAGCCCCCACCCUCAGUCUCGAUCUCCUCUCAGCCGCAGGCCAAGGUAUGACAGCUAUGAGGAGUACCAGCACGAGAAGCUGAAGAGGGAGGAGUACCGCCGGGACUACGAAAAGCGGGAAUUCGAAAGAGCCGAGCAGAGAGAGAGGCAAAGGCAGAAAGCAAUAGAGGAGAGACGGGUGGUGUACGUUGGUCGACUGAGGUCCAACUGCACCCGGACGGAGUUGAAGCGCCGCUUUGAAGUGUUUGGCGAAAUUGAAGACUGUGCAGUGAACUUGAGGGACGAUGGGGACAAUUUUGGCUUCAUCACGUACCGCUACACUUGUGACGCCUUUGCCGCCCUUGAGAACGGACACACCUUACGCAGGUCAAAUGAGCCUCAGUUCGAGCUGUGCUUUGGCGGACAAAAGCAGUUCUGCAAAUCACAUUACACAGACUUGGAUUCCCAUUCGGACGACUUUGAUCCAGCCUCCACCAAAAGCAAGUAUGACUCCAUGGAUUUUGACAGCUUGCUGAGGGAGGCCCAGCGCAGCCUGAGAAGGUAACCAGUUCAGUGGCACCUGCUGUCUGUCACAAAGAGGGACGUCUUAUACCUCACUGUUGUUCCCCGCCCCCUUUGACGACGAGACUACCAGAAGUUUUACACUCUAUGUCAUAGAGUAUAUGAGAAUAAGUCUAUAGACCUAUAUCAAUAGAAAUGAAUAUAUCAAGAAUAAAGUUUACAUGAAUAUAGCUGCUGAAGAGCUGGAAAGAGACAGUGCAUUGUGGGAAAAGCCAAUGAACCCUCAGAACCUGGUGCACGUGAUUGGUGCACUCUACUGCUGUACAACCAUGAGUGAAAGAAGAAAAAAAAAGACGUUUUUUUUCUUCCUCUCCAAGUACGACAAUGCCCACGAAUAUUUUGGGUGAAAACAUGCAGCUUGUUCAGCCAGAUUUGUUUUUCUUCUUCCUCUUACCUGUUUUGCUGUUGAUUUUUUCUUUUUGUUUUUAAAUCUGGUGUUUGGAUCUGGUGUUACAUUACAAACAAGAGUAUCGGGGAAUUGUCUUUUUGGAGGUGAGAUUCUCAUGGUAACGUCGCCGUCUACAUUUUAUGGAGAAAUGUAGCAAGUGUAUUUACAAAAAUAAUAUUUUUAUUUUGUGUACAUAUCGGAUAAAGUUCUUUAUUUGUUACAGCUAUGCACUGUAAAAUGCAGCCUUUUUUAAAAAUAAGGAGAAAUUUUCUUAAUUCAGAAUGUCGAUCUGUAGUCAUUACAAUACUGUAAAACAUAUUGUACACCUACAUGAUGUUUCGAAGACAUGAUAUGAUUGUAAAAAAAAAAAAAAUGAGAGAGGAAAAAAUAUGUGUCCAGUUGCUCAUUUUGAGGGAGCAUGUGAACAAACGUCCUUUUUUAAGUUAUUUUGCUGGGGGAAAAAAAGAACUGUCAACCAUGUAUAGUUUUCUCUGUUUAUAAUGUUUCUCAAUCAGUGUUUUUGCUUAUACAACCAGUCUAAAAUGCAUUUUUAACGUGUUUUUUCAUGAUUGUAAAAAAAAAAACAGUUCCCCAUUUUUUUAUCAAUUAUUUCCGAAGCAAUCAGUAUAUAUAUAUACAGAUCUAUAUCUCAGUUUGAUUUUUAUUGCUUUGUCUGCUUUUUUUUUAAAUGAUCCUCAGUGAGAGAGAGAAGACACUUCAUUCAAAUCUUUUUCAAAUCAUUACAAACACAUAUUUAUCUAUUUAUUUUAAUAUUUGAAUCAAAGAAAAACAUAUUUAUGGGCUCCAUUUCACGUGGCGUACCUCAUGAAAUUGACUAUUUAUGUCGUCUGAUUCUGAUUUGUGUUAUUUAACGUGUAAUCACUAGACAGGGUGUACAAUAAAUGGUUUGGUGGGGAUAAUACAACCUUCUAUGCCUUUCUGAAACAAUCAGAACAUUCAGCUAAUCACUCCAGCAGCCAACCCCUCAUCAUAUUUGUGAUUUUUGUCUCCGCUGUCCAGCACAUCGCUGGUUGUCCUUCACACACACACACACUCACAUGCAGAACAUGAAGCAAUAAAAUGAUUUUGCAGGAA